CCGGGCGGGAUCCCCCCGCCCAUGGGGCCUCCGCACCUGCAGAGACCACCAUUUAUGCCUCCUCCCAUGGGUAGCAUGCCACCACCUCCUGGUAUGAUGUUCCCUCCAGGAAUGCCGCCGGUGUCUGCGCCGGGAACACCAGCAAUGCCCCCAGCUGAGGAGAUCUGGGUGGAGAACAAAACUCCAGACGGGAAGGUCUAUUUCUACAACGCCCGCACGCGCGAGUCGGCGUGGAGCAAACCGGACGGCGUCAAGGUCAUCCAGCAGUCAGAGCUGACGCCCAUGCUGGCGGCCCAGGCCCAGGCCGUGGGGGCUUCCACCCCCACCACCAGCAGCCCUGCAUCUGCAGCGUCUCCAUCCACCUCCUCCAGCACGCAGUCCUCCACCACCUCCACCACCACCACGGCCACCUCAGUGUCCCAGACCAACUCCACACCUACCACACAAGACCAGACCCCGAGUUCGGGUGUUUCAGUUGCCACACCAUCAGUCAGUGUUUCAACCUCUGCUCCUUCUGCUACACCUGUGCAGACUGUACCCCAGCCAGUCCCACAGACAUUGCCUCCUGCAGUUCCUCAUGCAGUACCUCAACCAACUGCAGCAAUUCCUGCUUUUCCACCAGUAAUGGUACCUCCAUUUCGUGUCCCCCUUCCUGGCAUGCCUAUUCCACUUCCAGGUGUAGCAAUGAUGCAAAUAGUCAGCUGCCCGUAUGUAAAGACAGUCGCUACCACCAAGACCGGAGUGCUGCCGGGCAUGGCGCCCCCCAUCGUGCCCAUGAUCCACCCGCAGGUGGCCAUCGCCGCCUCGCCCGCCUCCCUGGCCGGAGCCGCCGUCUCCGAGUGGACAGAGUACAAGACAGCCGACGGAAAGACCUACUACUACAACAACAGGACUCUGGAGUCCACGUGGGAAAAGCCCCAGGAGCUGAAGGACAAAGAAAAAAUGGAGGAGAAGGUCAAAGAGCCAAUUAAAGAACCCUCAGAGGAGCCUUUACCAAUGGAGACAGAAGAAGAAGAGUCUAAAGAAGAACCUAUAAAAGAACUGAUAAAGGAGGAGCCAAAAGAGGAAGAAAUGACAGAGGAAGAGAAGGCAGCUCAGAAGGCCAAGCCAGUGGCCACCACCCCCAUUCCAGGCACCCCGUGGUGCGUGGUGUGGACUGGUGAUGAGCGUGUGUUCUUCUACAACCCCACCACACGGCUCUCCAUGUGGGACCGACCCGACGACCUCAUCGGAAGAGCUGAUGUGGACAAAAUCAUUCAAGAACCUCCUCACAAAAAGGGAAUGGACGAAGGAAAAAAACUUAUUAGAGAAGAGCAUGAAGCUGCAGAGGAAGCAAAUGAAGAUGAGCCUAUUAAAAUAAAAAAGCGCAAGAAAGAUGAUAUCAAAGACAUUGAUUCUGAGAAGGAGGCUGCUAUGGAGGCUGAGAUUAAAGCUGCUCGAGAGAGAGCCAUCGUCCCGCUGGAGGCUCGGAUGAAGCAGUUCAAGGACAUGCUGCUGGAAAGAGGGGUCUCUGCCUUUUCAACAUGGGAGAAAGAGCUGCACAAGAUUGUUUUUGAUCCUCGUUACUUGCUGCUCAACCCAAAAGAAAGGAAACAGGUGUUUGAUCAGUAUGUGAAAACCCGAGCAGAGGAAGAGCGCAAGGAGAAGAAAAAUAAAAUAAUGCAGGCCAAGGAGGAUUUCAAGAAAAUGAUGGAAGAAGCAAAGAUUAACCCAAGAACUACUUUUAGUGAAUUUGCAGCCAAGCAUGCUAAAGACUCGAGGUUCAAGGCAAUUGAAAAGAUGAAAGAUCGAGAGGCCUUGUUUAAUGAGUUUAUCACAGCGGCAAGAAAGAAGGAGAAGGAAGACUCGAAGACCAGGGGAGAGAAGAUCAAAAUGGACUUCUUUGAGCUGCUGGCAAACCACCACCUGGAUAGUCAGUCUCGCUGGAGCAAAGUGAAGGACAAAGUGGAGACUGACCCACGGUACAAGGCGGUGGACAGCUCCUCACAGAGGGAGGACCUGUUCAAGCAGUACAUUGAGAAAAUAGCCAAGAACCUGGAUUCUGAGAAGGAGAAGGAGCUGGAGCGGCAGGCGCGCAUCGGUGCGUUCCUCAGAUGUGUCCUGGUCUGACACCAGGAGGACCCUGCGCAAAGAUCACCGCUGGGAGUCGGGGUCCCUGCUCGAGAGAGAGGAGAAGGAGAAGCUCUUCAAUGAGCACAUUGAGGCACUUACCAAAAAGAAGAGGGAACAUUUCAGGCAACUUCUGGAUGAAACUUCAGCGAUAACCUUAACAUCAACAUGGAAGGAAGUGAAAAAAAUCAUUAAAGAAGAUCCAAGGUGCAUUAAGUUCUCUUCGAGCGACAGGAAAAAGCAGAGGGAGUUUGAGGAGUACAUCCGAGACAAAUACAUCACUGCCAAAGCCGACUUCCGGACGCUGCUCAAAGAGACCAAAUUCAUCACUUACAGAUCCAAAAAGCUGAUCCAGGAGUCGGAUCAGCACCUGAAGGACGUGGAGAAGAUCCUGCAGAACGACAAGCGGUACCUGGUGCUGGACUGCGUGCCCGAGGAGCGGCGCAAGCUGAUCGUGUCCUACGUGGAUGACCUGGACCGGCGCGGGCCGCCGCCGCCGCCCACGGCCUCCGAGCCCACGCGCAGAACCACCAAAUAGCCUCCGAGUGCUCCUCGUCACGGGUGUCUGGUAAUCCAAACGCUUGCAUGAGCCAUCUGUCAGGUUACACACAUCCAUUGCCGUGAAUAUAUUCAAACAUCUGAGGAGCAGAGGCAGAAGCAGCUUUAGUGAACGUAGAAUGAUCUCUGGGGGGAAACCAACCACAAAAACUCACAUUAAAGAUAUUUAUGAGUUAAUUGGAGCAUGAGUGACAAAUCCCAAGGUGUGGGCUGUCUGGUGGCUGUGGGUCUCAGAGUGGUGUGUGUGUGUGAGGUGUGAGUCUGGCACCUGGGGCUUUCCUCUCAGCAGUGUCCUCGCGUGAGCCCCAAGGGUGACGGCGCUGCGGUUUGAGCGUGUCCUGCACGAGUGCCACCAGCUGCCUCCUGGUGCCCGCAGCCCGGGCAGGAGGAGGUGACACGCUUCCAUUGCUGAUCACUGACAGCCCACUCUGGGAGCCCCAGGCCCAGCUCUCUGCUUCCACCCUUGGGAAUGGAACUAAAUCUGCUAGAGCCAGGGUUAGAGCCGAGUGGAGAGCAGGGACUUGGAGACCAGACCAGAUUUAUUCACAGGCUGCUCUGUUCCUGCCCCCAGCCAUCGAUUUGCAGCAGUCAGGUUGCUCUGCCCAAGUGAAGUUCUGUCUAAUGAGUUUUGCUCGAAGCUGGAAAUCCCAGAGGUGACCGAGCAGGCCAGGACGGUUGUAUAAACACAUUUUUAUUUACGAUAAAGUGAUCUUUACAUACUUCUGGAUUAGACUGUGCAUACCCCCUCUGGGCAAUUCUUGUAAACUAUACUCCUGUUUUGAAUGUUAAACUUGUGUUUCUAAAGUUUAAUUUUGAAAUGUUGGGAUUGUUCAGUUUAUGUAUUUGAACUACAAUAAACCAACCCUUUUUAUAUAUGGAUUGUACAGGCCUAAUCCCAAUUUGUGUUGGAUUUUGUUGGAUUUGUGAAUUUCUGAGUAAAGCAAAUGACUGAAGUGA
Zonotrichia albicollis (white-throated sparrow) is the source of this 3624-nucleotide messenger RNA. NCBI's taxonomy places the organism in Eukaryota, Metazoa, Chordata, Aves, Passeriformes, Passerellidae. The record is from RefSeq and is a predicted model, not a curated record.